Molecule: messenger RNA, 1697 nt
Organism: Babjeviella inositovora NRRL Y-12698
Lineage: Eukaryota; Fungi; Ascomycota; Pichiomycetes; Serinales
Gene: ZWF1
Product: glucose-6-phosphate dehydrogenase
Exons: 2
Coding region: 171-1697 (508 amino acids)
Biological process (GO): glucose metabolic process; pentose-phosphate shunt, oxidative branch
Cellular component (GO): cytosol
Molecular function (GO): glucose-6-phosphate dehydrogenase activity; NADP binding
Source: RefSeq, a predicted model, not a curated record
CUUGAUAGCGCCAGUGCUUAAUAAGCGCCAGGUCGAAGCCCAACCGAGCACCGAACGCCGAUAUAAAUUGCGCUCCGCACCCCUUGAAUUUGCAGCUCAAUUGCAUCCUUCUCACAUACACUUUUUUGUUCUUGACCCCAGCAGAAGCACCCUUAUAGAACAAACAUACAAUGUCCCCGCUUGUUGAAUUCAAGAACCAGGCGUCCAUCGUCGUGUUCGGCGCCUCCGGCGAUCUCGCCAAGAAGAAGACCUACCCAGCUCUUUUCGGAUUAUUUUGCCAUGGCGAAUUACCUGCCACCGUCAAGAUCAUCGGGUUUGCGCGCUCCAAGAUGACCGAGGAGGAGUACAAGAAGCGAAUCUCCGAGCACUUCAAGAUCAGUGAGAACGACACACAAGGCCAGGAGUUCAAGACCAAGUUCUUGGAGCUUUGCUCGUACAUUUCCGCACCAUACGACUCCGACGAGGGAUACGUUGAGUUGGAAAAGCAGAUCGACGAUUUUGACGCGCACCACAGCCACGACAAGACCCAGAGAUUGUUCUACCUCGCGCUUCCACCGUCUGCGUUCAUCACCGUCGCGAAGCAGUUGAAGAAGAACGUGCACCCGCGCGAAAAGGGCCACGCCAAGCUCAUUGUCGAAAAGCCGUUUGGCCAUGAUUUGAAGUCUGCGCGCGAGUUGCAGGCUUCGUUGGCCCCAUUGUGGUCGGAGGACGAGUUGUACCGUAUCGACCACUAUCUCGGCAAGGAGAUGGUCAAGAACUUGCUCGUGAUGCGUUUUGGGAACGAGAUUCUCGGCGCGGCCUGGAACAAGAACCACAUCAGAUCCAUCCAGAUCACCUUCAAGGAGCCGUUCGGCACUGAGGGCAGAGGUGGCUACUUCGACGACAUCGGCAUGAUCAGAGACGUUAUCCAGAACCAUUUGUUGCAGGUAUUGACGUUGUUGACGAUGGAAAGACCGGUUUCUAACGACCCAGAGGCCGUGCGUGACGAAAAGGUCAAGGUCUUGAAGGCCUUCGACACUGAUAUCUCGCUCGACGACGAUGUCUUGUUGGGCCAGUACACCAGGUCUGCCGACGGCACCAAGCCAGCGUACUUGGAUGACGAAACCGUCAAGGCGGGCUCCAAGUGCGUGACCUACGCUGCCAUUGGGAUGCAGAUCCACAACGAGAGAUGGGAGGGGGUUCCAAUCGUCUUGAGAGCUGGUAAGGCCUUGGACGAGGGGAAGGUUGAAAUCCGCAUCCAGUUCAAGCAGGUUGCUAAGGGCUUAUUCACCGAUGUCAACCGCAACGAGCUUGUGAUGCGCAUCCAGCCAAACGAGGCGGUCUACAUGAAGUUGAACAACAAGACUCCGGGUUUGUCGUUGGCUACCACAACUUCCGAGUUGGACUUGACCUAUGCCAACCGCUACUCCAAGGACUUCUGGAUCCCUGAGGCGUACGAGUCUUUGAUCAGAGACUGCUUGUUGGGCAACCACGCCAAUUUUGUCAGAGAUGACGAGUUGGAGAUCUCCUGGAAGUUGUUCACGCCGUUGUUGGAAAAGAUCGAGGCGGCCGACGGUCCAACGCCGUUCUUGUAUCCAUACGGCUCCAGAGGGCCUCUGGAAGGCCCAGAGUUUAUGAAGAAGCACGGUUAUGUCAAGUCUGAGAGCAAUUACCAGUGGCCGUUGACCCGUCCUAGCGAAGAAAAGUCAAAGAUCUAA